CAAUAAAUAUGCUGAGGGACAAGCCACCGGGUACUUUUGUUGUGCGUGACAGCAAUAGCUUUCCGGGUGCGUUCGGCUUGGCGUUGAAAGUAGCUACGCCACCACCCGGCAUACAUCCCGGUAAUUUUUUAUCUUCGUUUUUAUUAAAUACACAUCAAAAAGUAAUUGGAAGGAGUUCAUUCAAGGCACUUCUAUAUGCUCUGAGUUUAGCCACUGUACAUCGUGAUAUUCUAGAUUUAGGAGCUGUGGGCUAAUA
Messenger RNA from Gongylonema pulchrum, 256 nucleotides. The record is from the annotation of a GenBank genome assembly. NCBI's taxonomy places the organism in Eukaryota, Metazoa, Nematoda, Chromadorea, Rhabditida, Gongylonematidae.